AUGAAUAUAACUGCAAUAGAUACAUCAUCGGAAAACUAUGAUUCAUUUAUUAAAUAUAUGCGAUCUAUUAAUUUUAUUCUAUCAUGUACGGGUCUUUUAUUUAAUUUCUUUUUAAUAAUUAUACUUUUACUUAUUGGCCGUCGUCAAUGUGCAACAUAUUUUUUAUUAAUAUUAAUGACAAUAUGUGAUUUUUUAUAUUGUACUGUUUAUGUAAGUAUUGUCUUAACCGUUGAUCAAUAUAUUAAUAUAAUAAAUCAUGAAAUCUUAUGUCCAUUAUCAUUUUUUUUAACACCGUUUACAUUUACGGGAUCAACUCUAUUACUUUUUAUUUGUCUUAUACAUUUUAUAACAAAUUAUGUACGUCGAUAUGAUACGGUAUUAGGUCAAAUAGGUGGACCUUUAUCAGUUGUAUUUGUUUUGGCAUUUGUUAUUAUACGAAGUGUACUUGGUUCCACAUCUGUUGAAUUAAUUAUACUUGAUCCAAAUGUACCCAAAAUGCGUUUUUGUACUAUUGAUAUGAAUACACCCCCAAUAGUUGCAACUGUACAACAUAUAAAUCAUAUUUUUGCUGAAGUUACUGACAUACUUGUUUAUAUUGGUUGGAUCGUUGUUUUAAUAAUAUAUUUAAUCAAUUUAAUUUGUUGUAAAAAAUCUUCAUUUUGUACUCAAACAGAAUUGAAUACAUCGUCAUCAAUGCCCAAACCACUUUCAUUUACUUCAUUAUUAGUUCAUAAUAAUAAUAUUAUUAAUCAUGAACAAAAUACUUUAUCAAUGACAUUAGAAUUAUCUGAUAUAUUAAAUUUAACAAAUGAAAUAAUAUUAACAAAUAAACAAAGACAUCAUGAUGUAUCAUUAAUUAUUAUUUCAAUUAGUAUUAUUUCUGUUAUAUUCUAUUUACCAAUUAUGAUAAGUAAAUAUUCAACAAUGUAUUCCGUAUAUCGUGAACAAACAUUUUUAACAGACGAUCAAGCAUUUUUUUUACAAAUAUUACAACAUACAGCACAUUUAUUUUGUUUAUCUAUUAAAUUUUUACCAUAUCUUAUAUUUGAUAAACGUAUACAUUUAUUCAUUAAUCAAUUAAUUGGAAUAAAAUGUAUGAAAAUUCAACGAAGAAAAACUUUAUCAAGACGAAGAAGAUAUCAAAUAAAACAGAAAUAUAUUUUUCAUUGUCAAUGUUAUCGACGACCACAAAUACGAGAUUUUAAUAAUCAUAAUGAAGGUGAACAAUAA
This is a messenger RNA of Adineta steineri, 1230 nucleotides long. The record is from the annotation of a GenBank genome assembly. NCBI's taxonomy places the organism in Eukaryota, Metazoa, Rotifera, Eurotatoria, Adinetida, Adinetidae.